UGUAUAAAAAAAAAAGCUAAAGAAGCUCGUCUCUUUCGUCGUCACCCACGUUUAUCCUCCAAUCGAAAGCGCAAAGCCUCGACAGAGCCUUGGCUUUCCCCAAUCCCAGCCAGACUUCGCCCGAAAGCUUCAAUCUUGAUCGAAAACCCAUCACUUGCUUCGCGCGACGGGAACGACCCUUUUCCUCCCCCGCAAAACUACAAAGUGGGUUCGCCUUCGCAUUGAAUUUUGUUGGGUAGGGGUGGAGGGAAGAAGAAGAAGAACAAGGAGAAGGAAGAAUCCAAGAACGCCCGCGCGCGCUGGGACAAAGGGGAAGUUUCCAAUCCAUGGAGUGGUAAGGGGGGGAGAGAGAGAAAGGGGGACAGCAAAUCUGGCAAACGUAGGAGGAGGAUUGAGGGCUCGCUUGGCGCUGAAGCAAUCGCCCUCCGGUUGCGCCGACGACGGAGGAGGAGUGCAGGCCUUGGCGCCGCCGCUUCUCGCUCAUGGCUCUCACCUGGGGCUCCGCCCUCCGAAUCGCCCUCCUCCUCUCGCUCCUCCUCGCCGGCGUCGUCGCCUGCUUCACCCUCCCCGUCGAAAAGAUUCUAAAGAAUUUCUUGCUAUGGGUUGAACAAGACCUUGGCCCCUGGGGUCCUCUUGUUUUAGCCGUCGCAUAUAUUCCACUGACGGUUUUGGCAGUUCCAGCUUCAGUACUUACUCUUGGUGGUGGUUAUUUAUUUGGCUUACCCGUGGGAUUUGUUGCUGACUCCAUUGGUGCUACUAUCGGAGCCGGUGCUGCAUUUCUCCUUGGCAGAACUAUUGCAAGAUCAUUCGUUAUUUCUAAAUUGAAGGAUUAUCCUCGGUUCCGCUCGGUUGCUGUUGCAAUUCAUAAAUCUGGGUUCAAGAUUGUCUUGCUGCUGCGGCUGGUUCCCUUGCUUCCAUUUAACAUGUUGAAUUACCUCCUUUCUGUGACUCCAGUGCCAAUUGGGGAAUACAUGCUGGCAUCUUGGAUAGGCAUGAUGCCUAUAACCCUUGCACUGGUGUAUGUUGGGACAACUUUAAAGGAUCUUUCUGAUGUGACCCAUGGAUGGAGUGAAUUUUCAACUACUCGUUGGGUUUUAAUUGUUCUGGGCCUUUUGGUAUCUGUUGUUCUGAUGUUCUGCGUUACUAGAGUUGCCAAGGCGGCUUUGGAAAAAGCUCUGGCUGAAAAUGAAGAUCUCGAUGGAGUUUUAGAAGCAUCGCAGUUGCCUAUUGUGGCUGAACCAGCUGCCGACCUGAAUCAGCCUCUAGUCAUAAAGGUAGAACCUUCUGAAGAGAAUCACGAAAAGUAAAGGGAAAAAAAAAGGAAGGGAACCCAUCUUUCUGUAAAUUCGUCUCUUUUUUUCAUUUUUGUAGGAUGUUCUACCCAUUUUGAACCUCCCCAUGUUCUCAGCAUAUGAUGAUGCUUGUGAUGCAUCUACUGUACAGUCCCAGUUUUCAGCUUUAGCACGAACAGGAAAUUCUCUCAUUUUUAAAACCAAUGAAAUCAUAAAAAUCUCAAUGAAGUAGUCGUUUUUUUAUA
Messenger RNA from Eucalyptus grandis, 1537 nucleotides. RefSeq names its product TVP38/TMEM64 family membrane protein slr0305. NCBI's taxonomy places the organism in Eukaryota, Viridiplantae, Streptophyta, Magnoliopsida, Myrtales, Myrtaceae. Gene Ontology annotation, cellular component: membrane. The coding region runs from base 483 to 1307 and encodes 274 amino acids. The record is from RefSeq and is a predicted model, not a curated record. The transcript is spliced from 9 exons.